Hippopotamus amphibius kiboko is the source of this 1539-nucleotide messenger RNA. RefSeq names its product HAUS augmin like complex subunit 8 (gene HAUS8). Lineage: Eukaryota; Metazoa; Chordata; Mammalia; Artiodactyla; Hippopotamidae. Gene Ontology annotation, biological process: spindle assembly; centrosome cycle. Gene Ontology annotation, cellular component: cytoplasm; centrosome; nuclear microtubule. Gene Ontology annotation, molecular function: microtubule binding. The record is from RefSeq and is a predicted model, not a curated record. The transcript has 12 exons. Bases 118 to 1329 code for a protein of 403 amino acids.
GGGAAAAUGGCGGAUACCUCGGGGCGUGGCGCUGGGAAAACAGCCUUGAUUCAGCCUCCGUGACCUUCCCUGAGUUCCAGUGGGCAGAUUCAAGCAGUUGGUAAUUAACGAAGGGAGAUGUUGCAUGAGACCUGGGAGAAACCCUCAAGAGCAGCCUUGGGGCAGGUCCUGUUUCCCCAGCAACAAUAUAAACAACAAUCUCUGAGCUAUUUUGCAGAAGCAGAAACGCCCUCCAGGAAGCCUUCUGCAGGGGGUGCCAGUACUACUAGUGGUGCUAGGACUAGGGGAAGAAGAAUACAAGGUGGAAGAGUGGUCGAGUCCCGGUACUUGCAGUAUGAAAAGAAAACCGCCAAAAAGACUCCUGCAGCAGAUGCAUUAAAGGCCAGUGGGAAGAUGCCUGAAGGUGGAAGAAAACCCAACCCACUCCAGAAGAGCAAAGACAGCAGUGGAAUUGGCAAAGGCGACCUGCAGUCCACCUUGCUGGAAGGGCACAGCACCGCCCCACCUGACUUGGAUCUCUCGACCAUCAAUGACAAAAGUGUCAUCCGAAAGACUCCGCAGUUAGAAAAAACGAUGUCUAAGAAAGCGGAGUCGUCGUCAUUUUCUGCCUCGAGGAAAAAGAGCCCAGAUCUCUCCGAAGCGAUGGAAAUGAUGGAAUCCCAAACACUACUCCUGACUCUGCUGACCGUGAAGCUGGAGAACGGUCUCGCCGCUUUCGAAGAAAAGGCAGAAAAGAAUUUAUUAACAAUGUGCAAAGAGAAGGAGAAGCUCCAGAAAGAUGCCCACGAGCUGAAGCGCAAAGUUCUCCUCUGUCAGAGGAAGCGGGAGCUGGCGGAUGUCUUGGAUGCACAGAUCGAGAUGUUGAGCCCCUGCGAGGCCUUGGCCGGCCGCUUUAAGGAACAAUACAAGACGUUCGCGACGGCCCUGGACACCACGAGGCACGAACUGCCUGUGAGAUCGGUGCACCUGGAUGGAGACGGACAGCACUUCUUGGACGCGUUGCAGCAGGAAUUGACGACCACCUGCCAUCUGCUGGGAGAACUUGGCAUCAGCAGCUCAGAAGAAAACUCGAAGGCAUUGGAUCUGCUAAGGGAACUCAAGGAAGUGAUCCAGAAGAAGGAUCUGGAGCUCCGAAGGAGCUUCGCCCAGGUUCUGGAACUCUCCGCCGAGGCGAGUAAAGAGGCAGCCUUGUUAAACCAGGAGGCCUGGGAAAAGGCCCAGGGCCCCGAGGCCCCCAGCCGGUGGUAUUUCAAUCCCGAAGAGGCCACGGGUGGGGAAACUCAGGGAGAGCUCAGAAGCCUGCUCCCCUUGCACCACGACGAGCCGUGAAUCCACACACAGACCAUGUCCCCAGCCCAGGCGGGGACCUUCCUGCACACCGUGGGGAAGAAAGCACGUCCUGUCCACCUUGUUCGGUGAGGAUGGGGGGUGACCUGCAGUGACCCACAUGUGGUGUUCUGGAAACUUGAGCACUUUAUCUACUUAGCCUAGCCGUAUAGUUAUUUUUGUUUGGUACUUUAACAAAUAAAACUGUUUUGC